Molecule: messenger RNA, 1092 nt
Organism: Drosophila novamexicana
Lineage: Eukaryota; Metazoa; Arthropoda; Insecta; Diptera; Drosophilidae
Product: cathepsin L-like
Exons: 1
Coding region: 92-1075 (327 amino acids)
Biological process (GO): immune response
Cellular component (GO): lysosome
Molecular function (GO): cysteine-type endopeptidase activity
Source: RefSeq, a predicted model, not a curated record
GGUUUAAGGAUUUAUGCGGGAUAUACUUAGCUGCUCUAUAUAAAAAGGGCAGUUCUGGAAGCUUGUUUCAGUGCCAAGUGCAAGGCUUAAGAUGAAGGUAGUCGCUCUUUUGUUAAUCGUUGUUGGCGUCGGCUGCAUCCAGGCGCUCAGCUACGAGGAUGUGCUGGCAUCAGAGUUCGAAUCCUUUAAAGUGGAGUACGAGAAGAGUUACGAGGAUGACGGCGAGGAGCAGCUGCGCAUGCAGAUAUUCAAGGACAACAAGGAGCUGAUCGAUAGGCACAACGAGCGCUAUGCCGCAGGCGAAGAGACCUACGAAAUGGGCGUGAACCAAUUCACGGACAUGCUGGCAACGGAAUUCCGGAAAAUUAUGCUAUCAAAUCUCAACACCAGUGAUUUUACCUCCAGCAUUGAGUACAUCUAUUCGCCAGCAAAUGAUAAGAUUCCCAGCGUAGUUGACUGGCGUAACGAGGGCGCAGUUACGCCGGUGAAGAAUCAGGGCCGCUGCGGAUCUUGCUGGGCCUUUUCGGCAGCGGGCGCUCUGGAGGGACAGCAUUUUAUCCAAACGAAGCAAUUGAUUCCGCUCUCCGAGCAGAAUUUGCUGGACUGUUCUAGUCGCUAUAACAACCAUGGCUGUGGCGGUGGAUGGCCCGUCGCCGCUCUGAUGUAUGUUCGGGACAAUAGAGGCAUGGAUAAUGACAGGGCCUAUCCGUAUGAAGGCCAUGUUGGACGCUGCCGUUUCCGUCGCGAUAGUGUUAGCGCAACUGUCACACAGGUGAUGCAGGUGCGACAGGAUGAAGGCGCAUUGGCCAACGCCGUCGCCAAAAGGGGUCCAGUUUCGGUGGCAGUCGAUGCAACCUAUUUCCAGCACUAUCGUGGAGGCGUCUAUACACAUCGCUGUCGCCAGCAGGCGAAUCAUGCCAUGCUUGUCGUUGGCUACGGUUACGAUCAUCGCGGCGGCGACUUUUGGUUAAUCAAGAACUCCUGGGGUGGCUGGGGAGAGCAAGGCUACAUGCGCUUGGCACGCAACCAAGGCAAUCUCUGCCAUGUGGCUAGCUAUGCCGUGUUUCCGAUAUAGACGAACCAAAGCGAUUC